Messenger RNA from Erpetoichthys calabaricus (reedfish), 4397 nucleotides. It is a transcript of the gene zdhhc5a, whose product is annotated as zinc finger DHHC-type palmitoyltransferase 5a. Bases 1887 to 4334 code for a protein of 815 amino acids. The record is from RefSeq and is a predicted model, not a curated record. NCBI's taxonomy places the organism in Eukaryota, Metazoa, Chordata, Cladistia, Polypteriformes, Polypteridae. The transcript is spliced from 12 exons. Gene Ontology annotation, biological process: protein palmitoylation. Gene Ontology annotation, molecular function: palmitoyltransferase activity.
CUCCUCACCCUCUUUCCUCCCCUUUAAGUGGUUUGCGCUUGAUUUCGGCUUGGUUUUUAAAGGCAGUGUCGCUUUUUUUUUUAAUCUCGUCAGACUUUGCCUCCUAGGUUACCAAAUCCUUCUGCGGACGUGAUGGGGGAGAUAACCGGUUAUCGCUGGCUGUUUAUUGGGUGAAUUGUUGAAACAGGACAGACCCUCGAAGAGUCUGAGGAACGAAGGCCUCGGAGCCAGGGGGCCCUGCACUGUGUGUAAUCCAGAAAGCUACGCUUUGGUCAGGCCAUAGCGCCUAACAAAGAUCGAGGAUUCAUCAGGGGGGGCCCCUUUUCCGUCUUCAGAUUUACCUUCGAUAUACGGAGAAAAUGCCGACUAACUUGAAGUUGGUUUAACGCAAGAAGUUUGUGACUGUUUUUUUUUUUCGUGAAUGUUAAAAGGUUAUACUGUUAAAGUUUAAAGGGCCAUGUUUUAGUCGAUUCGCCUUCGAGAUAUGAUUUCUUUAAAAUGGUUAGCCUAUCAAGUACAGGAACCGCAAAACCGAGAAUAUUCCAAAGACUUUUAAAGUGAUUAAAUAUUUAAAGAACGGGCAGGCCGCAACUCUCAGUUGAAUGUUGAAAAGCCAAAUGGCCGAUUUGCGUGUCUGUAAAUACGCAUGUUUUAAAAACACUCUAAGCAAUAAUAAGCAAGGAAGAGUACAGUAUAUACCAAAGCAACUUUAAAAAAAAAAAAUAUUCAGCGAGAGUAUAUACACAACGCGUUUUAGAAACGUUGCUUCUAUUGAGUUAAUGAUUUACUGUAAAUGACAGAUGAUUUUAUAGUUUGAGUUUCUGUUAAUAAGAUAAAAAGUGCUAGAUGUUUAUAUGUGAUAUUAAGCACAAGGGAAAGGUAAUUAUUAAGCCGAGUAGAUCAGAUAACGAAUUCCGUUUUUGCAAAGGUUGAAUUUAUUAUUACUGUGUUAACAAUUAAAGAAAACGAGAAAGAGCAAGUUGUUAGGCAAGCCUUGAACGUAUGACUGCUUUACACACAAACGACGUAUGAAUCGGUAUGGUGAAAGGGAAGUUCACGUUUUUGUGCUUUUAUUAAUAUUCCUAAACGUUUUCCAUUUUUUUUUUUUAAACUUCUAGCGACUUGCUAGCCAGGUCUCCGCCUUGUUUAAGCGAAAGGAGAGCGUUGACUUAUUUUUUACAUUAAUAAGGUAUUUUGAGCAUAGUUUUCAGUUGUCUAGCGAGGAGUGUUUAAAGGAUUGUCGUGUGCUGAAAUUUUAAUAGACUCACUUUCCUUAUAUAUACAUUUAUUAUUAUUAUAUAUAUUUUUUUACGGUGUUCCAUUAUUUCUAAGCUGAGUUUAUUACUGCGUAUCUGUCAUUGACUAGACAUCCUUGUAAAUAGUAUAGAUAGCAACCGGGCGAUUACAGGAUUACCUUAAAUAUUUUUUCUCUCGUCUUUGGUAAAUGAAAUGAGAUUACAUUUUUUAUUCGCCUGAAUGUCUUAGAAAUUGCAUGCACAAGCUGUGCCUCUGCUCGUGAAUGAGUUGAAGUUUAGAAGAGUUAAAAUUGGGCCCCUCUGUAAGAUGUUCAGCUACUUUUAUAAGUUAGAAAAGAUUUUUUUUUAAGGAUAUUUUUUAGUUUCUAUGUCUUUGCUUUUUUUUUUUUGGACUUGGAAAUAGCUGUUAAGUGAUGGAAGGAAUUGGAACCACAUGGAUUAUAAUAAACAUUUAGAUUCUGAAGACGUGCUUUGGAGUUCAAGAAGCCAGCAUUUCUUGGCCUUGUUAUCAUCCUCGAACCUGGGUUUACUGACACUGAACCUGGAUGCACACGCUCGCUUACCUGGAGGGGUGUUGUCUUAAACUGGCAUCACAUCAGUUCAACAUCCUGACCAUCAGUGAGCACAAAGAUGCCAUCGGGUUCAGUUAGCAGUGGUACCACACGUAAAUUUAAACCGAGCAAGUACAUCCCUGUGUCUGCAGCAACAACCUUCCUUGUGGGAUCCACUUCUCUGUUCUUCGUUUUCACGUGUCCUUGGUUAACCCAGACAUUCUCUCUUGCAAUUCCCAUCUACAAUGGCAUCAUAUUUCUCUUUGUGUUGGCAAACUUCAGCAUGGCCACCUUCAUGGACCCUGGAAUUUUCCCUAGAGCUGAGGAAGAUGAAGAUAAGGAAGAUGAUUUCCGUGCUCCUCUUUACAAGACCGUGGAGAUAAAGGGAAUCCAGGUCCGAAUGAAGUGGUGCUCCACCUGCCGUUUCUACAGACCUCCUAGAUGCUCACAUUGCAGUGUGUGUGACAAUUGUGUCGAGGAGUUUGAUCAUCACUGUCCCUGGGUGAAUAACUGUAUCGGGCGAAGAAAUUACCGGUAUUUCUUUCUCUUCUUGUUGUCACUGACAGCUCAUAUCAUUGGAGUUUUUGGGUUUGGGCUACUAUUCAUAUUAUACCACAUGGAUGAACUUCGAAUGGUUCACUCAGCUGUCACAAUGGCAGUCAUGUGUGUUGCAGGAUUGUUUUUUGUUCCAGUGGCUGGCCUCACUGGUUUCCAUAUUGUAUUGGUAGCAAGAGGCAGAACUACUAAUGAACAGGUAACCGGUAAAUUCCGUGGUGGGGUCAAUCCUUUUACUAAUGGCUGCUGGAAAAAUGUCAGCCAUGUUCUCUGCAUUUCACAGGCACCCAGGUAUCUUGGGCGUCCACGCAAGGAGCAGACAGCAGUUGUGAAACCCCCUUUCCUCAGACCAGAAUUCUCUGAUGGACAGAUAACUGUAAAAAUUAUGGACAAUGGAAUUCAGAAUGAUCUCAAUCCAACAAGGUCCAAAGGCAGUUUGGAAGUUAUGGAGAGUCAGUCGGCCGAUUCUGAACCACCUCCUCCACCCAAACCUGAACUUCGCUACCCAGGCCUUAGAGCACAACUGACAUUGAAUACCACUGAGGAGAGUAGCUUGCUGUCCCAAAAUGACAAUCCCCCUACUCCUACCAUGUACAAAUACAGACCUGCAUACAGCAGUCCGGGGAAGAACCAGACCAGCACAAAGAUGAUGAGGGGUGACAGUUUAAAAGAGCCACCUUCAAUAUUAGAAAGCAGCCAGCAUCCUAGUUAUCGCUCUGAACCAAGCCUUGAUGCAAUCAGCUCUCCUGCCACAGGUGGUAUGGGUCUUGACAAUGGAGGUGCAUCAUCAGGAGGUGGAGGUAUGGCCUCCAGUUAUGGGGUAGGUGGACGUUCAUACCCCUCAUUCCAAGAUCCUUUGUCUGGAACUUCAAGGUCCUCCAGCCUCCGCUCAACUCAUGCCAAUCUAGGAGGUGCUGGAGGAUUUGAAAUGGGGGCACUAGCUUCUGUGCGCUCAGAAGGCACAACAUCCACCAGCUACAAGAGCUUAGCUAAUCAAACCCCACGUAAUGGAAGCUUGUCUUACGACAGCCUGCUUACACCGUCGGAGAGCCCAGAAUUUGAAUCUGCAGCACCUGAGCCUCCUUUUGGAUCUCAGAAUCCAGCAACUGGAUACAACUCUCCAUUUUUAUCUGCACAGAUAGCUCAGCAGCGAGAAGCAGAACUGCAUCCUAGUGUAGGUUUCCAAACCAAAAGUCUGGGCUCACCACAUAGAAGUGAAAAGCAAACAAGAGCUCAGUCCCCAGUGCGGUAUGACAACCUUUCACGGCACAUUAUGGCCUCCAUGCAGGAACGGGAACGCCUUCUGGAUUGUGAGGAUUCUGAGGUUUUCAAUGAACAACACGGGAGCCCAUCUCAUCCUCCAGUUCCACACCAACGGCCACCAAGAUUUGGGAGGCCCCCUCUUUCCUCACCCACAGAGGGUGCACCCCACCAUUCCUCACUCAGGGCUCGCUCAUUGGGUUCACCGGACCUUCCUCCUCCUCCACCACACACCUCAGCUCACCAGCAACUUGGUCAUAAUUCUACUCAGUUUCAUCAUCCCCACCACCACCACCACCAUCAUACUGGAUUAGGAAAGUCAUUGUCGUACAGCAGCAGCUCACGCAUCGCGUCUCCCAGUGAAGGGGUGACCAGCACUUUCCAACUGAGUGGCAGCUCCAGUAACGUGAUCCACGCUCCCAAAGAUGAAGUCCAAAUGAGAGCUCACGGCAAGUUGAAUGGGCAACCCAAGCACUUCUUCUCUCACUCUCAUCCUCCUCAUCCUGGGAGUCAUGCGCCAGCCAGAGCCCCUGAUAGCAUCAGCAACAUGUCUUCAUCUCCUACAAGUCCUGGCCAUCGCCCGAUUGCCUCUGGGUCAUCAAAUCACAGUACUCCUUCUUCUCUGAGUCCUACUAGAGGUCCAGGAGGUGGAGGAGGUGGUGUCAAGAAAGUCUCUGGUGUCGGUGGGACUACUUAUGAGAUUUCUGUAUGAGAGGCCAGGAAUUUGCUGGUAGAGGGAAGAUGCAGCUACACAGUGUUGGAGAAACCAAGGAGA